Molecule: messenger RNA, 5365 nt
Organism: Galleria mellonella (greater wax moth)
Lineage: Eukaryota; Metazoa; Arthropoda; Insecta; Lepidoptera; Pyralidae
Exons: 7
Coding region: 154-3108 (984 amino acids)
Cellular component (GO): cytoplasm; ribonucleoprotein complex; nucleus
Molecular function (GO): ATP binding; RNA helicase activity; RNA binding
Source: RefSeq, a predicted model, not a curated record
GUGACUAAGUAGUUUGACUUGAUUUGCGGCCAUUUUGUAUUGUACGCGCAUAAUUGAAUGGCGUUCAUCAUUUAGUUUAUCGUGCCAGUUUUAUAAUUGUGUUAUUUUUUUAUGUUAAUAUAAAAUAUAUAGUUCUGCAGUGCUAUUAAUAUAAUGGGUCGUGGCAGGGAUCGCAGUCGUGAUAGGCGUCGUAGCCGCAGUAGGAGUCGAAGUAGAAGUCGCAGUCGAAGCCCUCGUUAUGGCCUUGGUUCCGGUGGAGGUUACGGUGGAGGAGGCGGUGGCGGUCGAAGAAGCAAUCCAGGAGCAAAUCUUAGAAAGCCCAAAUGGGAUCUCAGUAGAUUAAAACCUUUCAAAAAAGACUUUUACGUACCACAUCCUGAAGUGGAAAAAAGGCCAGAUUCAGAAGUAGAGGCGUGGAGAAGUGAUAAUGAAAUAACUCUAAAAGGACGUAAUAUUCCUAAACCUACAAUGACUUUUGAAGAAGCUGGAUUCCCAAGCUAUGUUAUGGAUGAAAUCGACAAGAUGGGAUUUUCAAAACCUACACCAAUUCAGGCUCAAGGGUGGCCAAUAGCAUUGAGUGGUUAUGAUAUGGUGGGAAUUGCAUCAACUGGAUCUGGUAAAACACUUUCAUAUAUUUUACCAGCUAUUGUCCAUAUCAAUAAUCAGCCAAAAUCAAGCAGAGGAGAUGGUCCUAUUGCAUUAGUAUUAGCUCCUACUAGGGAAUUAGCACAGCAAAUUCAAGAAGUUUGUGACAAAUUUGCAAAUACAUCAAAGAUUCACAACACUUGUCUCUUUGGAGGGGCUCCUAAAGGACCUCAGGCUCGUGAUCUGGAUGCUGGUGUUGAAAUUGUUAUUGCCACUCCAGGUCGUUUGUUGGAUUUCUUAGAGAGUUCACGAACCAACUUGAAGAGAACAACAUACUUAGUGUUAGACGAGGCUGAUAGGAUGUUAGAUAUGGGUUUUGAACCUCAAAUAAGAAAAAUCAUUGAGCAAAUCCGACCUGACAGGCAAACACUCAUGUGGUCAGCUACAUGGCCAAGAGAAGUGCAAAGUUUGGCCUCAGAAUUCUUGAAAGAUUACCUUCAGAUCAAUGUUGGUUCUCUGCAAUUAGCUGCUAAUCAUAAUAUUUUACAAAUUAUUGAUGUGUGUAUGGAAUAUGAAAAGGAGACUAAAUUGAGUACUCUUCUCAAAGAAAUAAUGGCAGAGAAAGAAAACAAAACAAUAAUUUUCAUUGAGACCAAAAGACGAGUUGAUGAUAUAACAAGAAAAAUGAAACGAGAUGGGUGGCCAGCAGUAUGUAUACAUGGGGAUAAAUCUCAAAAUGAACGUGAUUGGGUUUUGCAAGAUUUUCGAAGUGGAAAAGCGCCAAUUCUUGUAGCUACAGAUGUCGCCGCUCGAGGUCUAGAUGUUGACGAUGUGAAAUUUGUUAUUAAUUUUGAUUAUCCCAGUAACUCUGAGGAUUAUGUACAUCGUAUUGGAAGAACUGGGCGUACAAAUAAAACUGGUACUGCCUACACAUUUUUCACCCCUUCAAACGCUGCUAAGGCUGCUGAUCUUGUAUCAGUUUUAAAAGAAGCCAAGCAAGUCGUAAAUCCGAAAUUGCAGGAGCUUGCAGAACGCGGAGGUGGUGGCGGACGACGUCACCGUGGACGGGGAGGAAGGUAUCGUCGCGGACGUCGCUCACGCUCCCGUUCUCGUUCGCGGGACCGUGACCGUGACCGCGAUCGUGAUCGCGACCGCCGACGUCGCUCCCGCUCGCGGACCCGUUCUCGAGACCGUCGUCGUCGCAGACACAGCUCGUCCAGAUCCUCAAGAAGCAAAUCAUCAAGAUCCUCGAGAAGUCAUUCGCGCUCCCGUUCCCGCUCGCGUAGCCGUUCUCGUUCAGGCAAGUGCAGCCCUAUGAAGGAUGCUACGAAUACAGGGCCUCAGACGACCUCUCAACCUCUUUUGCCCACGCCAAAGUCGCUGCUACCUACUCCUAUUGGUCCACAACUCCCACCUUCUCAUAAUGACAAAUCAAAUGGAAAAGGUCCAUCCACUCCUCCUGUAAAUAAUACCGAACUUCAUUCUAAGAGAGAAAUAACUUCUCAAGAUAACACUAAUCAUGCAGAUAAUGCAGACUUCCAACAACAACAGCCACAGAUUCCACCUUUAAUGGCUAUAAAUCCCCAAAUGAAUAUGUGUGUUCCCCCACCAAUGAAUGGUACAGGCUUUGUCAUGCCUCCAUAUUUUCCUGCUGAUCAAUAUGGUAUGAUGAUGCCUUCUUUUUCUGGGCCCAUGCUUGGAGGAUGGUCAGCCCCACCACCUCCUCCUCCCCCUCCACCUCCUGAAUCUGGUAGCGCGACUCAUGGGCAACGUGGCUCGGGAGAAAGUGGUCUCGAGUCAGAUUCCAGGAAGCGAGGCCCUCGUAGUGGAGGGCUUGGCGCAUCCAGUUACGGCUCAGGCGGAGGCCUGGGUUCCGGCGGUGGUCUCGGCUCCAGUACCGGCCUUGGCUCUAGUGGAGGCCUUGGUACGAGCGGGGGCCUCGGCUCUGGCGGAGGUCUCGGUUCAGGUGGAGGCCUCGGUUCAGGCGGUGGCCUCGGCUCCGAGGGUGGCCUGGGCUCGGACGCCGGCCACUCCGGGUCUCGCUCGAGAGGCCGAGAUAGGCGUCGUCGUGGAAGAGGACGAGAUCGUGAUGACUAUGACUCGGAGACUCCGAGUAGUGGUGGUCUUGGGUCUCAAGGACUCGGAGGCCUCGACGGCGGCGGACUGGGUUCAGCGCCCGGUCAUGGAUUUGCCUCUGGCGGUCUCGGAGUACCUCACGGGGGCCUAUUGCCGCGCAUGCUUCCCCAGAACGGUGGCGACUACGUAGGAUCACAAGCCGCCAACUUCACUGCUUUUGGCUCAUAUGGAUCUAAGAACAAUCAAAGAAAUAAUGAACAAGAACAGUUUUCAAAUGAGAAUUAUAGUGAUGCUGGAUAUAAAAAUGUUAUGGAUUAUUAUGGCCCUCAGAAUAUGGGUCCAGGCAGACCAUUUGGAGUUGGUUUAGAUCAAUCUGGUCUAAAUGGUGCGCAGGCAAAUGGCUCCGUGGGGUACAAUUAUGACCGCCAGAGGAAUCACCAGCGGUGAAUAGGAAUGAGAAAAUGGAUACAAUGGGGAUUCGCGUCGACGCAGGAGGCGAUGAGCAGAAAAUCUAAACAACGGAGAUCAAAAAUACUAUAGUUUUAGAAUUGAGAUUUUAAAAUCCAUUCCAAGUAUGUAUUUAAUUCAAUUUUAUUGUCGUAAUAUUGACAAAGAGUAUAUGCAACAAGGCAUAUGGUCAAUUCUUUCUUUCACUUUCUUACAUCUAUGUUUUACUACGAUAUUUACUGAUGUAUGAAUAUAUAUUCUUAAUUAUUUAUCUGUGUUCCGCAUUUCUCAUGGUUAACCCUUUUGGAUUUUAAUUUAAAAUUAUUUUUAUUACAUAUGUUAUAUUGUAUCCACAUUGAAUUAUAAGUUGAAAUAUUGAGUAUGAUUAAGAAUAUGUCACAUUCGUUACUUUAUAAGUAAUAAGAACAACAGUUGAUUUGUACAAUAUACGUACAAGUUAGUUAUAAAAAUAAUUAUUUUAACUUAUAUUGGGUCUACUGUGAAAUGUCAAUAUCAGGAACAUUUGUACCAGUUCUAAUUUUAAUAGUAAGCAAUGAGUUUUAUUUAAUAGUACUGGGUUUAAUUUAAAAGCUGAUUUGAAUAUUUCAUUUUAUGUAAGGUAAUUUUAUAAUCGCUCCAAAUAAAAAAGUAAUGAAAUCCCUGUUAUUUUAAUAAUGGUAAUAUAUAAUAUUAUUACUGAUACAAAUUUAUUCCUGGAGAGGCUCUUACAACUAUUCUGUGAAGUAAUGUUGAACAAUGGGAUGGGAAAUAUUUUCCUUAUGUUUAGUAAGCCCAAUAUCAGAUGCAUUGAGGUAUGAUCAUCUGUGACUGCUUUUUUGACAUGUCCAUCAGUGACUGAUAAAUAGAAAAUGAAAAAGCAUUUUAUCGCUGGAUACCUGGCAUUGUAUAUCACUGUCGGGUAUGCAAUGCUUAGUUAUUGGCAUAACUAAUAGAAGAAAAUAUGAAUACAAAAUUUAUUCAAAAACUAAUAUUGUCUACUUACAUAGUGUAUUUUCUUUUAAUGAGUUCUAUUAUCCAGUAGAAAAAAUAAUUUUUCAUAAAUCUAAUUAUGCAGUACUAGUUUUUAUCAAAAUUGACACUCAAGACGUUCUUUCAGCCUUUUAAAUUAAAAAAAAAAAAAAAAAAUUGUCUGUACUAUAUUUUGUUGUUCUCAAACUCAAAACAUUAUGUUAAAACUAUAAAUUUUACCUUUGUAUAUACAAAUAUCCUUGGAUUUUAAAUAGGCGUAUUUAGGAUGGGCGGUGUACACCUUAGGAUGUGAGCGAAGCUUCAAAUAAAACGUAUCUGAGAGUUCAUAUACCUAUGUCUAGUACAGUACAAAAUAAUCCUAAAUACGCCAAUGAGAUUAUAUAGAUAGAGUGUCUCCAUACAAAUGCUACACCAAAAUAGAUAAACUUUUUACCUGUGUGUGGGUGAAUAGGGGUAAUAUAAUGUACAUUUAUUACUCAGUAUAAAAAAAAUUAUAUAUAAGGUUAAAUUGAAAAAUAAAAACGUUGCAACAUUCUUACGAAUAUAUUUGAAAAAACAAGAUAAACAGUGCAGUCAUUCGUAAUGAUGCUUAUCUUGAUUCUUUUAUUUAUGUCUGAAUGUAGACAUAAAAAUACAUUUCCUUUUUUAAAUCAUUGAAAGUGUAAAUUUUAUCUUUGUGUGUAUAAUUCAAUUAAUUCAUUAAUACUGCUUUUAGCAUUAAGUCCACCUUGUACACAUACAUGUACUAAUGAAUAAAGUAAAUAAUAAAAUUGCCGCCAUUUUAAUUAAUAUAUGUAUAUAUGAUUUUGACCCGUUUUUAAUACUCGAUGCUAUAUCUAUAUAAUCUAAGACAAUAGUAUACAGUAAACGGGCCAUUUGGAUGCUCCUCGCCCUUAUUUUUCAAAUAUGGAACUAACAAGCUCUAUUGGAAUUCUUUCCGAUAUGGGUAAAACUAUAGGUGAAACCAUGUAAUUGCCUCCAAAAUCCGUCACCAAAUUCCAUCGUAAUCAUAUAGGUACAUUGUUCAUACAAUAGGAUAGUAGGAUGUAAGUACUUUACUUUGACAAAAAUGUAUCUUUUGUAGACAUAAUUAUUAUAUUAUAUUUCAUAAAAACUGGAUACAGAAAACUGAUGCGGUACUUAUGUACAUGCUAUUUUUUGUAAAUUUCAUAUUGUAUUUCAAAAGUAUUACAUAAUAUUCUGCACAGUAAUUUGACUAGCUGCUAAUCUCAUAGAAUAAUAUUGAAAAUAAAGUUUUACAACGAAA